Closterium sp. NIES-65 is the source of this 753-nucleotide messenger RNA. The record is from the annotation of a GenBank genome assembly. NCBI's taxonomy places the organism in Eukaryota, Viridiplantae, Streptophyta, Zygnematophyceae, Desmidiales, Closteriaceae.
AUGCCGUCUGCUGAGCACGCGCACUUUAACCAGUACAAGACCGCUAGGACUCUGUACGACUCUGUUGUUGCGCGCUACUCCUCCCCUGCCACUGCUGCCCUUAGCCGCCUCAUGCUGCCGUACGUGUUCCCUGACCUAGCUGCUUUUGCCACACUCGCUGACCUCAUUACGCACCUCCGCACUAGUGACACCCGCUACCGCGCUGCGCUUCCUCCCGAGUUCUGCGCCGCGAACCUCCCACCUAUGUACAUCAUUCUCUACUACCUCGUCACCCAGCUCCCUGACUCCCUUCGCUCGGUCAGGGACCACUUCCCCUCCCUUUACCCCACCACGCUCACCGUUGACCUCCUCAAGGAGCGCCUCCUUGCGGUAGAGAAAAGUAUAGUCGCUGUAGGAGCCUCUCGUGGUGACCCUCGUGCCCCUUUCUUAGAGGGGUGCUCCCCCCUUCCCCUUUUGCCUUCUGUUGCCUCUCCGGCUGUUGUCGACCUCAUUGGCACCGAGCCGGUCGGCGCUGCGUCUGCUUCUAGCGGGAGGCGCCGCAGCGGCAGGAGCAAGGGGGGCAAGGGUGUUGGAGGAGAUAGUGGGGGUGGCGGUGGUGGCGGUGGAGGCGGCGGAGGGGGUGGGGGUGGAGGCCAGCGCAGUGGGGAGACAUGCGGGGGGCCGCACGCCACGCACCGCUGUUUUGGCCGCCUGACUAACGCCUGGCGUGCACAGUUUCCUGACGCCACGGAGCUCCCUCGCUCGCUGGGGUGA